AUGAUUACAAUAUGUUUAUUUGUUGAAGUCUGCUGUAGACCACAACUGAACGAUAAUGCAGCUCCACCGUCAGUAGAGUCGAAGAACAUAAAUACAGACAACAAACCUGAUCAAUUACAAAAAAUAGCUGAGAAAACUACAGAUAUUUUGGAAAAAAUAGCAGAAGUAAACAAGAAACAUGGUUUGGAUAAUAAAACACAAAAAUCAGUUAGUCCUCAAAAACCUACACUAGGGCUUCCACGUUCGCAAAAUCAACACAAUCUUCACUUUCUUAACAGUAAACCGGAAGAAACUGCACGCAGUGAAUUUAGAUUUCCAACAAGUCCUUUUCAGAAUCCAAUUCUGGAAUUUUUAGAACAAGAAAAAGUUGGAAACCAAAACAGUAACCAAUAUCCAUCAGUUUACGAAAUAACAAAUCGCCAGUCUCAAGACUUAACUCCCGCUCAAGGUUUUCAAAUAACUUCGACCGAUCAUAACGCACAAAUUACACCAGAAGAUAUAAUUCCUGGCCAAUUGAUCAAGCGAAAAAUUGUACACCAGCAAACUGUUUUGGUACCAAACCCUAACUAUGCAAUGCAAACUCCGAUGGGAUAUCAAUACCCAUUUCAAUAUCCGGUUGCACCAAAUAAUCCUGGCGUUUAUAAACAAAGCCCAGAAGGGACCCCCGCAGAUACAAAAUAUUUAAACAACCUCGAAAAACAAACUAUCUCUAAUAUUAGAAAUAUUAUUAGUACUUCUCAAAAUCAAGGAUAUCCGUCUUAUUAUAACACAUUUCUACCCAUCGAUAAUACUCCCAACCAAAAUAAACUCUACGGUUACACUUUUCCAAACAAACCUGAACAGGAACAACAAAGUCCCUUGGGACAAGUUUCUAAUAAUGAUAAUAGCUAUAACAUAUACAUACCGUACCCUACUGUUAAUCCUGAAACAUCUAGACAAAACUGGAAUUGGCCAGGAGCUAAUUAUUUUCCUGUACACAUUAAAGACCCUUUUCUCCAAAUGUAUAAUGCCAUAACUACGAUGAUAGAAUAUGGUCCAAAUGCUGGAAUGCAAAAUCCGUGUAACAAGGGUAGAAAUCCAGCUACAAGCAAAAUUAAAUCUGACAAUAUUAUCAGGGAAGCAAAGAAUUCUGAUGAGGCCAAAAUUAGCGUUCAAGUUGAUGGUAGCCGUUCCUCUCCACAGAUAUCCAUAAAUGGAGAUGACAGAAACGGUACUUACUUGGAUAUCGAGGACAUUGAUAUAGGGGCUACAGGAGACAGUAGCCUAAAGUUUACUUUAAACUUAAGAAAGGAAGAGAGGGAAGUAAAAGAUGAUAGCGAUGAUAUUGGAACGGGCAUAGUAGUAAAUUUCCAUCUGAUUUUCCAUAAGGAUUUGAGACCUAUUACAGUAGUAAAAAAUCAAUCUAUUAAACCAACACGUGCUCCAAUCAUUUCUCCACCAUCAAGAGAUCCCACACAUCAAACCGAUGAGUUCGGAGAUGAAAGUGAAGAAGAAAAGAGUGAGGAAGUUAUAUCUAACGACAAUAAUAAGAAGCUGUUUAGCCGCGAUAAUACCGGAAGUGGUGUGUUCAUUCAUAGACUAAAAGUAAGAAAAGGAGGCGUUGCAAUCGCUGGACCUGGUGGUAUAGCAACUGCAGGUAGCGGUGGCACUGCUAUUGUUGGUCCCGGUGGAGUAGCUUAUACUCAGCCUGACAGUCUCGCCAUUGCUGGAUCUGGAACCAAAGUUGUAGCUGUUGACCCUACAGUUAAUUUAGGUGAUCUGGUAAAGGAAAAUGGUCUUGCAAAUAAAACCAGAUUUGAUCCUAUAUUUCCACCUUCUAGAAUAGGAAAAGUUGUCGCUGUGGGACCUGUCAUUUACUACAAUAAGGGAAAAGACUGA
Diabrotica balteata is the source of this 1878-nucleotide messenger RNA. The record is from the annotation of a GenBank genome assembly. NCBI's taxonomy places the organism in Eukaryota, Metazoa, Arthropoda, Insecta, Coleoptera, Chrysomelidae.